Molecule: messenger RNA, 1731 nt
Organism: Lingula anatina
Lineage: Eukaryota; Metazoa; Brachiopoda; Lingulata; Lingulida; Lingulidae
Biological process (GO): lipid transport
Molecular function (GO): lipid carrier activity
Source: RefSeq, a predicted model, not a curated record
AUGAGGUUAUAUGUUAUUUACCUGUACCUCGUUGUUGCUCUGGCGCGGCCUACCUUAAGCAAGGACCAGGAGGACUACGUGUCGAAGGAUUCGUCUGCGCAGCAUAAGGCUGGUUUGCAAGGAACAACUCUCCAUUACUACUAUGAAAGCGAGGCAAAACUGUUUGGCCCGGCAGAGGAAAUAUUUCACAUCUCGGCUGAUGUAGAUGUGGAGUAUAUUGGAGGUGGCUUUGGAAACUACAUAGACGGAAAUGCUUCGUCCUUCCUUAUGUUUAUGCAUAAUGUUUUUGUGCAAGUGAUUAAGGGAAAUGGCACGACCUCCCAGUCCGAGGCUCCCCUGUCUGCUGACGACCUAUAUGACCAGCCUACCUGGUUUGUUCAACUGGGGAACGGAACUAUUGCCGAGGCUAGGUUUACCAAGAAAGAUUUAGGGAAUAUAAAUGUCAUGAAUUUCAAGCGCUCCAUUUUAUCGGCACUUCAAACGAAUUUGGUCCGUGACAAAGAAAAUGUCAUAGAGACAGACGUCAUGGGGACACACAAUUCGCGUUAUAGUAAUAUGGUUUCCAAGUGUUCAACAAACUGGGAAAUUUGCAAAGAAAUUUUAGAUCUUUACAUCACCGCUGGUGGCAAGGAAGUCGAGCAGACUUUGUCGGAUCUGGUAUUGUCUCACCCACUUUCAGCCGAUCAAAAACAGGAACUGGUUCAGAAGUUGUCCUUUAUUGCCAAACCCACAAAACACAUCUUAACCACAGUCAAGACACUCUGGAACACGCUAUUCUCUCAAGGCGAUCCAUCCCAAAGUCACGUCAUACUUACCCUCGGCUCCCUCGCCUCGAAGGAAACUACCAGUACUGGUUUCCGGUCAGAAUUAGUUGAUCUUCUUCGACGCCAUCUUCAAUCAGGCGACAAAAAUAACGACACGGAGCAAAUCAGUGACGCUCUUGAGGCUAUAGGUAAUUUUGGAGACAACAGACUAAUACCGGAUGUUUUGGCAAUCGCUAAUAAGGGAAAGCAGUCGGAAGAGAUAGAGAUAGGCUGUAUCCACGCUCUAAGAAGAAACUUCCACGUUAAGUCGGUUCAGAAAUGGCUAGUAGACCUACUGACUCGUCCAACAUCUACCUGUGAAUUACGUGAAGCUGCCGUGGUUACUAUCAAACGCGAACUUGCCUACAGAAAGGCACUGGAUACCAAAAAUAAGGCAUGGCCCAAUUCAGGCGUCACAGACGUAGAUGCAAUUCUUCUCAAUGCACUUGUUAUGGCAGAUGUCAAAUAUGAAUGCGCAUUGUCAGAUAUUAAGGACUAUUUCCAACUAAAAGGUGUACCAGUUGGCAAUACUUUUAAAACUUACUACACCACUAAUUCGACGCGCACCAAGAGAAGAGUUGACCAUCGUGAUUGCAGUUCUUGGAGCACCCACGGUUCACGUUAUUCAGAACUGUUAAGUUUAUGGCAGUUCUCAAGCGAUAAUUAUUUUUACCCGGACAACAAGCACUGCCUUUCCCACAUAAGUUACGGCCCAUCAAAAGCCCAUGUUUAUAUCAAGUCCGGUGUCUUUGCUGGCACAAAUAAACAACGAGGGUAUUGUAAACUGUACGGCAAGUCAAUCGCUAAACUCAAAGUCUUCUCCAAGUCGCUGACACUCGCCAGUGCAGAAGCUUAUCGUUUGAAGGUUGGCAGCAGUAGGACAAGGGUCUAUCUCAAUGUCUACGGGAAGACUGUGUCUGGACCUUAG